ACUUGUGUUUUGCCGUUACUAUUGCACCAUUUAUUUUUUUUGUUGCAACUACUGCCUGACUUGCUUACUUGUCUCAAGUGACGACUUUAAGUCAACAAUCCUUGAAAACGGCGGCAUUAUUCAAGAUUGUACGUGCCAAAAAAAAUUCAGAGAAUUAACCAAUGAAAAUGAUUGCACUGGGUCGAAGAUAGUAAGAAAUGAUAAAACGUAGCGUUUAAGAAAUUCGAAAAAGUAAUGCAUUUUUUUAUUGUUGCUAUUGUUUGUUGUGUUUUUUUUUUCAGAGAACUAAACAAUAUAUGAAAUAUUACUACAAGACAAUCUACAAGGAUGAGAAUGAGGAUCUACCAACAUCAGAGUACUGUCUCUUCUUUCCAUUUUGGGAUAUAAUUACAUUUUUGUCGGAUAUAUGUACUUCAAUUGGGACUUUUUUAAUAGUUUUUAAUGAUCAGCAUGGCGAAUGGUUGCUCGAGGAAUUAGAUUUAUACAUCAUGUUGUUGGGACUAGGUUGUUUGCUAGCAUGGCUAAGUUUACUGAGGUUCUUCGAGUUUUAUUCAAGAUUCAACUUGUUAUUUAGAACGAUAUACAAAUCAUGUCCGGAUAUCAUUACUUACCUUAUUUGUGUAAGUGUGUUGUAUGUCGGUUUCCUUUUCUGUGGUUAUAUCGUCAUGGCCCCGUACCAUGUCAAGUUUAAAACACCGUCAGAUGCCGCAGAGACGUUGUUUUCUAUUAUUAAUGGUGACGAGAUAUUCACUACACUGGCACUACUGGAGUCCGAUAAGAGUGGUGGUAACUGGGUAUGGUGGUUUUCAAGGUUUUACGUUGGAGCAUUCGUUGCUAUAUUUACAAUUCUUGGCAUCAACCUCUUUAUAGCUCUCUUCCUGAAUGCAUAUGAAUCAAUUAAGAAAUGUCAACAAGGGGAACGAGAAUUUGGUCCGAUUGGAAAAUUGCUUAACCUUGUUCUUAAACAAGAACAGAAUGAACAUAAUUUGCACAAAGUGCUAUAUAAUACAAUGAAUAACACGAACGAGAACGACGCUUUACUGAAACGGGAACUUUCCAAAUACCUGCACAUUCCAGAAGGAAAACCACAACUGGUGUUAAUCAAAAGGAGGGGAACUUUACAAGCGUUUAUAAAGGACGGCGGGGACGGAGAUGAGACGUUAUGUAAAAGUGAUAAAUGCGGAAGUGUUACGUGCUACUGGGAUCUUUGUUAGAAUGUUAGAGGAUAACAAAACAAAAUUAGAUUUCAGGUUGCAGUGUAAUAGCGUAUCAUGUAUCAUAGUAUUAUAAAACCAGUAAUUAUCAUUUACAUUCUGAAACCUUUUAGGUUAAUUGUAGUUUUCCGGCAUAAUCAAGUUGCAGUUUGUUAUUUCAUAACUGUAGUGCGCUUAUUCC
This is a messenger RNA of Ruditapes philippinarum (Manila clam), 1395 nucleotides long. Its product is annotated as mucolipin-1-like. Gene Ontology annotation, cellular component: lysosomal membrane; plasma membrane. Gene Ontology annotation, molecular function: NAADP-sensitive calcium-release channel activity. The transcript is spliced from 5 exons. Bases 297 to 1214 code for a protein of 305 amino acids. The record is from RefSeq and is a predicted model, not a curated record. Lineage: Eukaryota; Metazoa; Mollusca; Bivalvia; Venerida; Veneridae.